Molecule: messenger RNA, 516 nt
Organism: Gongylonema pulchrum
Lineage: Eukaryota; Metazoa; Nematoda; Chromadorea; Rhabditida; Gongylonematidae
Source: the annotation of a GenBank genome assembly
AUGCAUGGUGGCGGAGGAGGCGGAGAGCAAGAAGCUGGACAGAAGUGCUGCUGCUGCUGCUGCUGUGAUACGAUGAUUGUCGCCGAUCUGCUGCAGCCUCUCGGAACCACUCCACCGGAAGGUAAAAAUUGUUGCCGAAGUUUCUCAAGCGAUGGUGGCGAGGAACUGGUUGUCAACGGAAAUACUGCAAUAGUUCGAGAAUACCCAUCAGGCUCGGUUCAGCGUCGGCUGAAAACCGAUUUUGCAAUAACUAAUGGAUUUUGGUGCGAAUUCACAAGAACAGGCCGAGAUGAGAGCCGAAUCGAAGGCGUUUGUCUUUUUGGGCGUAAGGAGCUGGUGUUCAUCCCAGAUACUGAUUCGUACACUUACAAGGUGACCCUUCCAUUCGAGGUAUCUUACUCUUUCAUGUUUUAUUUUGACAGACUACUCAUGCAGCAUUUUAUUUUUGUCAUACUCAAAAAAAUUUUGGUCUCAAAAAAGAAAUUGGCUGUUAAGCAAAGUAAAAAAUGCCAAUGA